UGAGAGCGAGCGUUAGAGGGAUUCGCAUAUAGAGAGGUCCCUGGGCCCACGUCCACGAACUCGAUUUCAAUUUUUUUCCCCUGACUUGUUGAAGUUUACAUCUUAAUUAAAUUUCUGAUAAUGAGUUGCAUCACUUAGAAAUUGACACGUUUCCUGUAAAUCUUUGGAAUUUUCGCUUGCAUUUGAUAGACGGAAGUCUUCGAAUGAUGAAUUUUGCUGAUGCUUCAAUUUGCAUUUGUGUAGUCCCGGUUAUUGAUAUUGGAGGGAGUCAUCUUCAGAGCUGAGCUGUUUGUUUUGUCUGUUGGACUUGGAGCGUUGCUGUUGUUGUUGACACUGCACUGAGUCUGAGGUUCUGAGCUGAGUGUGGCAGUCACAUAUUCUAUGCUGGUCUCCUUUUCUAACUUUCAGACGUAACAGAUAAACUCAAGAUUUGAUCAGAGGGAAAAAAUUAAAAAGAUGGCUCGUAUCCAUGUCACAACGUUUAUAACACUAUGUCUGGUUGCCCUGGCGAUCUAUGUUCUCUACUUCCAUGUUCCAAGAUCUGCUUCGGGAGAAGCUGUGGCCGAGGUCAAAGAUGUGAACCAUGAAACCAGGCAUAGUGUGCAGCGUGACCUGAGUAAGAACGCCUCGGCAAACGGCACCAUCAAUGUUUUGAUCUGUUCAGAUGCCACCACACUCGGCGGCAUGGUUGCAGCUAUGAAUAGCAUCUAUCUCAAUACCAAGGCACAUGUCAAGUUCUAUCUGGUGGUUGACCAAGAUUCCUUGGACCAUCUAAGCAAAUGGCUCAGUCAAUCAAGUUUGAGAAAGCUGGACUACUACAUAAAAGUCUUUGAUGAAUCCUGGGUCAAAGAUAAAAUAGUUUUGAAGGAUAAAAGAAAAGAGUUAGGAUCACCGCUCAAUUAUGCCCGUUUGUACUUCCCCAAAAUAUUCCCCGACCUGAAAGGGCGUGUCAUCUUUGUGGACAGCGACACCAUAACCCAGGGCGACAUCGAAGAACUCAAUGCAAUCGACAUCAAGCCCGGACACGUGGUAGCCUUUUCAGAUGAUUGCAGUGCCGUCACGUCAAGAUAUGGUGUUAUAAUGAACCGGUAUGCGAGCUACUUGAACUUUGGGAAUGAAAAGCUUCAAGGUCUUGGCAUCAACCCCAUGGAGUGUUCUUUUAAUCCUGGUGUCUUUGUUGCUAACGUAGAUGAAUGGAGAAAACAGAACAUCACUGCCAAGCUAGACUACUGGGUAACCGUCAACUCAAAAGAAGAUGUUUAUGGUAGUCAACGAGGUGGUGGUCAUUCUGGUCCUCCGAUGAUGAUUGUUUUCUACAUGAAGUAUUCACCUAUUCCUCCUGAAUGGCACAUACGUCAUCUUGGUGUUACUACCGGUGCACGAUACUCGGACGCAUUCUUGAAGGCUGCCAAGCUUCUUCACUGGAACGGUCGCUUCAAACCAUGGGGACAUAACUCACAACACACGCUGGUAUGGGAGAAGUUUUUUGUGCCCGAUACCACAGGGGACUUCCAAAUAGCCAGACGUUAUGGCAAUGUGUAAAAGGCCAAAUCCCAACUUUUUUUAAUUUAAAAAAAGGUUAAGACUAUGUGUAAUAUCCCUGGAUUAAUAAGGUAUAAGGACCCAUACUUUAUCAAAACUAAGGUUAAAACUGCCUAGAAUUGGACAUUUUUUCAAGUUUUUAUGAUAGAUAAGUAGUGAAAAUAUCGCAUUGGAUUCUGCGAUUAAGAUGAUGAUUUUCUUAGAUUUAGCUACAUGUAUAUUGACAGAUAUUUUUAAAGGUCAAGUCCACCUCAGAAAAAUGUUGAUUUGAAUGAA
This is a messenger RNA of Lytechinus variegatus (green sea urchin), 1818 nucleotides long. Its product is annotated as glycosyltransferase 8 domain-containing protein 1-like. Gene Ontology annotation, cellular component: Golgi apparatus. Gene Ontology annotation, molecular function: glycosyltransferase activity. The transcript is spliced from 8 exons. Lineage: Eukaryota; Metazoa; Echinodermata; Echinoidea; Temnopleuroida; Toxopneustidae. The coding region runs from base 457 to 1542 and encodes 361 amino acids. The record is from RefSeq and is a predicted model, not a curated record.